CCUCUCUCGACACCUCAUCUCUUCCCACCUCCUUCCUCGUUCCGUUCCGUUCUCCAACCUCCUCCAUAAAGAUCUGAGUUUCUCUGGUUCUGAAUCCGAUCGGUCUAGUAUUAAAACCAAACCGACCCGAUUCUCUCGAAGUUCUAAUCAUCAGCAAUUAAUGGACUCCACGUCAACGAGCUCUACCUCCGAUCACUCUCGCCGGAAACGAAAAACAAAAUCUCCACCGUCUCCAUCUCCAUGGAGAUCGGAGAAGCAGCAACAGAUCUACACCACGAAGCUCGCACGUGCUCUAACGAUCACUAAACCAUCCUCCCUUCCUCACACCGUUAGAGCCGUGCGCGAAGUCGCGGACAGAGCCUUGGCGGUUACGGCAAGAGGCAAAACAUUAUGGAGCAUAGCGAUACUUUCCAAAUCCGUAAAACUAAAAUUCAGAAAACACAAACGGCAGAGAAUCUCUAAUCCGGUAAUCAUCACCGGGAGUAUCCGGUCAAAGAAACAGAGAGCGACGGUUGCGAGGGUUAAGGCUAAAGGUGUGGCGUCUGUACAGAGGAAGGUGAGAGUGCUUAGCCGGUUGGUUCCCGGUUGCUGUAAAGAGACGUUGCCGGUUGUUUUGGAAGAGACUAUGGAUUAUAUAGCUGCCGUGGAGAUGCAGAUUCGCGCCAUGACUGCUGUUCUAAACGCCGUCAGUUCUCCGACAGGUCGUGAAGGGGGACAAACACAUGUGUUUGGUUAGUUGGCCUAACUGUCUUUUUCAUUUUUUUAUAUAAUCAAUUUAAAAAAAUAACUGUUUCUCGUUAUUCUUCGUUGUAUUGUUUUCUGUUUGAAUAUUAACUGUUUC
This is a messenger RNA of Eruca vesicaria subsp. sativa (arugula), 841 nucleotides long. The record is from the annotation of a GenBank genome assembly. NCBI's taxonomy places the organism in Eukaryota, Viridiplantae, Streptophyta, Magnoliopsida, Brassicales, Brassicaceae.